Messenger RNA from Serpula lacrymans var. lacrymans S7.9, 1844 nucleotides. RefSeq lists its product as uncharacterized. Gene Ontology annotation, molecular function: ATP binding; translation initiation factor activity. The record is from RefSeq and is a predicted model, not a curated record. Gene Ontology annotation, cellular component: cytoplasmic stress granule. Lineage: Eukaryota; Fungi; Basidiomycota; Agaricomycetes; Boletales; Serpulaceae. Gene Ontology annotation, biological process: cytoplasmic translational initiation. The transcript has 7 exons. Bases 18 to 1535 code for a protein of 505 amino acids.
CUCGUGAUAGUGGUCCAAUGGUAUCCAAGUGGGAGCAAUUAAGUCUUGCACCUGACUUGUUGCGCUCCCUGAGCAAAUUUGGUGUGGGACCUCCCAACAAGAUACAGCAACGCGCGUUGCCCUUCCUUCUUCGUGGCGCUGAUAUUAUUGCCCAAGCCCCUCCUACACAGGAGCGUAUUGCUGCAUAUGUGAUACCUGCCAUACAGAUCGCUGUAGUCAACACUGCAGGUCGCCCAUCUAAUCGAGGACCAAUAGUCAUCAUGAUUUCUACCACAGUUGACCAGGCUACACAGGCCCAGCGGAUGAUUCGCGACCUUGGAGGACCCAUUGGUAUCAGGUCUGCUUUAGGAGUAGGUACAAGUACCGCUUCCAAUGAUCUGAACCAAGAGUUGCGUCUGCUCCAACAAAAUAUGCCACAUAUCAUUUGUGGGACACCUCAAAAAUUGCAUGCUCUGUUUACUGCUCCAGGUGGCCUUAUUGGCUCUGAAGUUCGUUUCCUCGUUUUGGACGAAGUUGAUCAACUGAUUGCGCGCAACCUUCACGAAUAUGUGUUCAAUAUUGUGAAGCUAUUGCCUCCUCCUCGGUCCCGCCCGUUAACAGGCACUCCCACAACCCCCGGGACUGGCUCUCAGCCUGGUUUUAAUUCGUUCGAUACUAACGGCACUAGUCCCUCGGUAUCUUUCCCCAACUCCAACCGCAGGUUCUCUGCUAUAUCUUCAUCUCCGACUGCGAAUGACUUGGCCAAUGGUUCCUCUGUUAUCGAACGUCAAACCGCGUUGUUUUCAAACACGGUUCCUCAGGACGUACUCAAUCUCGCGACUGCCAUCCAACUUAGGGAACCAGUUCGUGUACUGGUGCGGCGCGAUGGUAAUGUUACCCACACUGAUACCAGUCAGGGCUCUCGUGGCCUUCGUCAAUUCUACCUUUACUUGGCGUUUACUGCAGGCGGACGCUCAGAACCAUCUUUAACAAAUGCACCUGGUGGAGGCCUUGGAAUUAUAGGAUCUGGGCGGGGUGCCUCCAACGCUGAAAGUGCACAGGCUCGCGAGUGGAAGUUAGAUGCUCUAGCAGAUCUUUUUGAUGACGUUGAAGUUCCACAAGCUAUAGUGCAUGUGGGGGGAAUGACUGCUUUAGAUUCCGUUGUCUACAAACUAGCGAACCGUGGAUUGGAAGCUGUUCCCCUCCAUGGUGAUAUGAAUGCCGGGACUAAAUUGGCUGCUCUGAACAAAUUCAGGAGUUCCACUUCUGUCAUCAUGAGACAGCCCGUUACUAAAGUUCUGGUUGUCUAUGACGUCCAAGUAAAGACGCCAGAGGUCUCCCAUGUUCCUCUCAUUAUCAAUUACGACUUACCCAAAGCUGUCGAAGAGUACGCCCAUCGCGUCGCUCCUGCUAUUGCCUCUACCUAUGCCCGCGCUGGUGUCAUUGUCAACUUCGUGACUGCCGCUGGAGGCGAUGUUGAGAUGCUUCGCUCCAUAGAAUGUUUCUACAAGAUAAAAUGCCCCGAAGUUCCGAUGAGCCUACGCGACGUUGUUUAAAUCACGCUUCCAUGUUCUUGUAUCCCUAUUAACCCGGCCUCCGUUCAAGUUACCCGUCUGUUUUUGUUUAUUCCAUUGCGUACUUGCUAUAGUAUAUCAAGUUGCUUCGCGCAGUCCACUGUUGUAUACCCGUUUACUGCACCUCCUAUCCAGAAUUGUUUCCCUACUAGGUAGCUUUUGGCGCUUGCCAAUUUCUAACACAUUGUAUAGCAGAAUCUCAUUUCACUCAUUUUCCAUGUUGCGGAUAAUACUUUAAUCUACCCCGUAUGGACGAUCAAUAUCUUCAAUGUACCAUCUUCACUACAGGUU